Molecule: messenger RNA, 1112 nt
Organism: Penaeus monodon (black tiger shrimp)
Lineage: Eukaryota; Metazoa; Arthropoda; Malacostraca; Decapoda; Penaeidae
Gene: eIF1A
Product: eukaryotic translation initiation factor 1A, Y-chromosomal-like
Exons: 6
Coding region: 139-591 (150 amino acids)
Biological process (GO): translational initiation
Cellular component (GO): cytoplasm
Molecular function (GO): RNA binding; translation initiation factor activity
Source: RefSeq, a predicted model, not a curated record
UAUGUCUCGAAAAUAAGCUCUCUAUUGUCUCCAUUUCACCACUUGUGCGGCGAAGAAGGAAGCAUUUUCGUGCUCGAUCCUUCUUGAAGUCUGUCUCUUUCUCCUUUUCCGAGCGCGUAAUUCACCCAGCACUCAGCCAUGCCGAAGAAUAAGGGAAAGGGAGGAAAGAACAGGCGACGUGGUAAGAAUGAGAAUGAAGCCGAGAAGAGAGAAUUGAUCUUCAAGGAGGAGGGCCAAGAAUAUGCCCAGGUGACAAAAAUGCUUGGAAAUGGCAGAUUGGAAGCUCUCUGUUUUACUGACGGUAUGAAGAGGCUCUGUCACAUCCGUGGAAAACUCCGGAAGAAAGUAUGGAUAAAUCAAGGUGAUAUCAUUCUUCUUGGGCUUCGAGACUACCAGGACAAAAAGGCUGACGUUAUCCUCAAAUAUAAUGCAGAUGAGGCACGAAACUUGAAGUCAUAUGGUGAAAUCCCAGAAUCAGUCAAGGUGAACGAGAAUGCUACCUUCGUAGAAGACGGCAUGGAUGACGAUAUUGAGUUCGACGAUUACUCAGAAGAGGAAGAGGAUGCAGCAGCUGACAUAGAUGCACUAUGAAAAUGCUGGCCGAAUACCUCUAUUACAAGGAUAGCAGAUGCUAGCAUAAAGUAGAAAUAACUAUUAGCUUUUUUUUUUCUUUUUUUAUGCCCAUCAUAUACACAGUUGUUGGUGUCCCAACAUGGGAUGUUCUUUAUUGCUGUAGAAUCAGAUUGAUAUUAUGUUUACAUACAGCAAACUAAAGUUCAGAGUAUUUUGAUAUCUAGUUGAUAAUCAGGAAUCAAUUUAGAAAUUAUUAUUUAGGAAAUGUUAAUCCAAGAGAUUCAUAUAAAGUGAUACCAAGAAACAAACUGGAAUACACUUGCUUUUUGUAGUGAUUGCUUUCACUGCAUCUCAAUUUUUAUUUGAAUGUUUGUCUUGAAAAAAGAAAAGGAAAUUAGAAAUUUGUUUUGCAAGAUGCUGUUUUCUUUGGCCCUAUUUCGUUCCCAUAUCUGCAUCCCUCCUGUAACUUUUUUUUCUACUUUAUCAUAUGGAAAUUAAAUCUUUUUAAAUUGAUAUUUUAUAUAAAGUGUAAUCUCAAU